Messenger RNA from Caenorhabditis remanei, 222 nucleotides. RefSeq lists its product as uncharacterized. The transcript has a single exon. The coding region runs from base 1 to 222 and encodes 73 amino acids. The record is from RefSeq and is a predicted model, not a curated record. Lineage: Eukaryota; Metazoa; Nematoda; Chromadorea; Rhabditida; Rhabditidae.
AUGGAGAAAAAAAUCAAUGUGACUCGUAGAUAUGUCAUCGGACAAGCAAACAAAUUCGAAAAUGAGCAGGCACAAAAUUUGGCUGAAAUAGGAGCGAAUCUUGGGGGAGAAAAUCAAAUUUUGAUGCCUAAUAUGUAUAGAUGGCUCUAUCAGAAAGUCAAUGGAUCACCGAAACCGAACAAUACAUUUACCGAUUUGUACCAAUUCUCUGCCAGACGUUAG